This is a messenger RNA of Carlito syrichta (Philippine tarsier), 1384 nucleotides long. RefSeq names its product protein arginine N-methyltransferase 3-like. The record is from RefSeq and is a predicted model, not a curated record. NCBI's taxonomy places the organism in Eukaryota, Metazoa, Chordata, Mammalia, Primates, Tarsiidae. The annotation marks the transcript as partial. Gene Ontology annotation, cellular component: nucleus. Gene Ontology annotation, biological process: peptidyl-arginine methylation. Gene Ontology annotation, molecular function: protein-arginine N-methyltransferase activity. The transcript is spliced from 5 exons.
UCUACCCUGACAUUUGUACUAUCAGCCUUGUAGCCGUGAGUGAUGUCAAUAAACAUGCUGAUAGAAUUGCUUUUUGGGAUGAUGUCUAUGGCUUCAAGAUGUCCUGCAUGAAGAAAGCUGUUAUUCCAGAAGCUGUUGUGGAAGUUUUAGAUCCAAACACUCUUAUUUCAGAACCUUGUGGUAUUAAGCAUAUAGAUUGCCAUACAACAUCUAUCUCAGAUUUGGAAUUUUCUACAGAUUUUGCUCUGAAAAUCACAAAGACAUCCAUGUGCACGGCAAUUGCUGGCUACUUUGACAUAUACUUUGAGAAGAAUUGCCACAACAGGGUCGUGUUCUCUACGGGCCCCCAGAGUCCCAAAACACACUGGAAACAAACAAUAUUUCUAUUGGAAAAGCCAUUUUCUGUUAAAGCAGGUGAAACCUUGAAUGGAAAGAUCACUGUUCACAAGAACAAAAAAGACCCACGUUCUCUUAUUGUGACCCUCACAUUGAAUAAUUCAACUCAAACGUACGGUCUCCAGUAAAAAAAAAAAAUGCCAUAAAAGCUUGUAGUUUAUAAUGUGGGGUAGAGUGGGUCAGUAGGAGGGAGUAGAUUUUUAAGCAAGCAGAUGGAUGCUGGAUCCUUUCCAAAUGAGUCUUCUCAAUAAGAAAGAAGCAUAGUAGAAAUCGGAUGUUCAUCUGAGAAAGGGAACCAGCUGAUCCCAGUGGUCAUUUCCUUAGAAGUCUGCUCUACGAGUUUUAACCAAAUGCAACCCCCAUAUUUAGCUUUGCUGUAUUGAAAAUCACUUAAAUUGGCCUAUAUUUGGAACAGAAAUACUCUUUUGUUGUUUUUAAUAAGUUUCUUACUAUAAAUUUUAAACAAUAGUAAUUGAUUCAUUAUUUGGAUGUUUUAUGAAUCUAGUAACAAUCACAUUUUAUUGCAGAAUUCUCUCUGCAGAGUUUUUAAUUGUAUAUUUUCUAGAAUAUCAGGAUAUAAUUAAAAAGUGUGAGAGACUAAAAGAUGGAAAAGAACAUCAGCCUUAUCAUACAAAUCUGUGCGAAGACAGCUGAAUUGAGCGUCCUGUCUGGCAGACCCAUCAUUCUCAUUUUGUAGUUUCUUCCCUCUUUGUGAAUAUUCUUUAGCCACAUAGAUUACUAGUGUUGUCCAGGAAAUCUGAUUUCAAUAUCUUUAUCCUAGGUUUCAUAAAAGUUUUUAAAAAUUGGGAUAAAUAUGUACUUAUUUACUAAUAUAGUAUCUUUUUUCAAACUAGAUUUGUGUGCAAAGGUUAAACAUGUAACUUAAUGUAUUUGUCACUAUAAAGUUGUGUAAUUUACAAUUAUUGAUUCAAUUUGAAAUGCAGAAUAAAAAGCAUUCAAUAAAAUGUAUAAGGCAACUACAAAUUGA